AUGGCCAUUUUGGAUCGGGUUGCUCCUUGUGCUGGCAGCGAUGACGCGUUCUGGUGGAAGCUGAAUAAGGAGGAGAUUGAUGCUCCUUCAAAAUCUCUUUUAUUCGGUUGGAGACUAAUUCAUGAUAGAUUAGCAACCAAAGAUCAUCUCUUCAAGAAGGGAAUUUUGGAAAUUGCCGAGAUUAAUUGCGCCUUUUGUUCGGUGGAAGAGGAGUGUCUAGCUCACCUCCUAGGUGGUUGUCUUGUGGUUAAACCGAUUUGGUUGAAGGUUUUCGAUUGGCUUGGAAGCAUUACGGAUUUCUCGUUGGUAGAUUUCAUCACUUUCCCUUUCAUAUCCGAUAAGGUUCAUUCCCCGGCUAAAAGGAAGAUUAUUGGAGCUAUUUGGCUUGCUACGUGUUGGCAUAUUUGGUUGAUCCGAAAUGCGAUAAUUUUCAAGGAUGGUAACUUUAGCUUCCUAGAUUGUAUGUCGGAAAUUAUGCACAGUUCUUGGAAUUGGUUAUGUUCUAGCGGUAAGCUAGUUAAAAUCUGUAAUUUCCAUGUUUGA
This is a messenger RNA of Vicia villosa (hairy vetch), 543 nucleotides long. RefSeq lists its product as uncharacterized. The transcript is spliced from 2 exons. The record is from RefSeq and is a predicted model, not a curated record. The coding region runs from base 1 to 543 and encodes 180 amino acids. Lineage: Eukaryota; Viridiplantae; Streptophyta; Magnoliopsida; Fabales; Fabaceae.